Liolophura sinensis is the source of this 1527-nucleotide messenger RNA. RefSeq lists its product as uncharacterized. The transcript has 8 exons. The record is from RefSeq and is a predicted model, not a curated record. Bases 190 to 1458 code for a protein of 422 amino acids. NCBI's taxonomy places the organism in Eukaryota, Metazoa, Mollusca, Polyplacophora, Chitonida, Chitonidae.
AAGUGUAGACGAAACUACAACCACGUUUUAGAAUCGACGUGGCGCAAGAAGGACAUGUAAAUGACUGGCCCGUCCGAUUGGUAUUGGUCGCGGAGCGUGUGAAGAAAAAGAUAAAAACGGACCCGGGAGUUGAGGAAACGGACUUAUAAGACUUCAGUUGGUAAAAGAAAAAUUUAUCGCGACCACAAAAUGAACGUUUUUCCAGGAUUAUUUGCCAUUUUGGCAAACUGUUUGUGUGUUCUUGGCAAAGUGAGCUUUGUGAAGGACCAGAGCAUGGAUAUGCCCUUCCCCCCGGUCAUUGUCAAGUCUGACUCCGGAAUACCCGAAGGCCAUCUACGACCUCUAGGUUGGCAAAAAAGGUCCGAUGGCAAAGUGACAGAGGAGGCCAAGAUGCUGGAACCGAAACAGUUACAUGAGAAAUACCUUAAACUGAAGAAGCCGGUGAAAUUCCCAAAGGCCCUACAAGACGCCCCAGUACUGAAGUCAUGGGCCAAAGAUGAAAAUUUGAAAGAAAAAUACGGAAAGUUAAACGUAACUGUUGUGGUGAAGAAGGAACGCUUAACGAAAGGGGGCAGAAUCAUGAAAUUCUCCAAAUUUUUGCUGGACUACAUGUACGAAGACUGGUAUAUGUCCAACACGGUGCCAUCAGAAAUGCUGGAGGAACUUCCGCUGCCCUCGUGUCUCCGCUGCGGCUCAUUACGGGAUUCGCUGUAUGAGACAGAACUAUGGAUGAGUAGCGGCGGUACCGCCUCCCUUCUCCACAGUCAUCCGGACCACAACCUUCACUGUGUGCUAUUUGGCAGGAAGGACUUUAUCCUCAUCGAGUCCAAGUACAGAAAACAUUUCGACUUCAAGGAAAACUACCCUAACGCUGGUGCUGGACACUCCCCUCUGGAUAUGGACAUGAUCAACGUCUUCAAACACACAAACAUCGGGAAAACUCCCUGGCGCUGGAGCACGUUACGUCAAGGGGAUUGUAUUCUUGUGCCUGCGGGAUACCUUCACCAGGUUAGAUCAUUCGGUCGAGGAAUCUCUUACACCAUCCUUUUUGCACCAACGCCUCAGUUCGAAGACCAAAACUGCAAGAAAGCGAAACAGCCAACCAAGCUGUCCGAGGUUGACUUUGUCUGGACAUACUCUAACGGACAGAGGCAAUUGACCAAUAAGAAGCUGGACGCUGGCAGCACGCGAGCUCUCCUUUUGAAUCUGAUGAAGGACGAUGACAAGCUCUAUCUCUCGCAGUUCGUCCAUUUCUACGACGCUGUUAUGCUUCCGAUAAAAGACCGACUUGCCAACAACAAAAUGUUUGGAGAGAAAGCUUUCGAUAUUCUGGACCAGCCGAAUCCCAAGGGUUACCUCACAAGAGAGGAAGUCACAAAGUUGACUCCGAAACAACUGGGCGCUCUGGCAGAUAUAUUUAACCAAGUGCACGUGCGCAAACUUCAUGACGAGCUCUGAUUUAACAUCAUAAAUUCACAUAAGCCUAGGAUCGUUAAACUUCACAAAGAUUGCUUAACAAAAAAAAAA